Malus domestica (apple) is the source of this 1329-nucleotide messenger RNA. Its product is annotated as WUSCHEL-related homeobox 3-like. Lineage: Eukaryota; Viridiplantae; Streptophyta; Magnoliopsida; Rosales; Rosaceae. Gene Ontology annotation, biological process: plant organ development. Gene Ontology annotation, molecular function: DNA binding; DNA-binding transcription factor activity. The record is from RefSeq and is a predicted model, not a curated record.
UCUUUUUGUCCCUCUUCCUCCUCCUCCUUCUCCUCCCUCUACCCACUGUUUCUUUCUCUUCUGUCUAUCUAUUUAUACCUCCUCCUCCUUUCAACCCUUCAUUCUCCACAACACACUAAUUAAAAACCCUACUUUAGUUUCUCUAUUUACACCCACCGCAAACCAAGUCCACAAUUUAAGAAAAACCAAUCAUGUCCCCUGCAGCUAACUCAUCAUCAUCGAGAUGGUGCCCUACCCCAGAGCAACUGAUGCUCCUUGAAGAGAUGUACAGAGCUGGAAUUAGAACCCCAAAUGCCUCUCAAAUCCAACACAUCACUGCCCAGCUCUCUUUCUAUGGCAAGAUUGAGGGCAAAAAUGUAUUUUACUGGUUCCAAAACCACAAGGCAAGGGACAGACAGAAACUUAGGAGAAAGCUUUGUAAGCAACUGCAGCAGCAGCAACUACUCUAUCACCAUCAUAAUAACCACAAUUACCCUAACUACCACUAUCAUCAGCAGCUGAAUCAGCAGAGCUUUCUUGGCUACCUUGAGUCCCCUCCUCCUGCAUCUUCUGCUCUUCAUCAUCCGCAACUUUCUACUUGUCAUCAUCACGAUAACUACUCAUCAACUGGGUUUCUUCCUCCUCAGGUAGGAGUUGAAGAUGCCUUGAUAAACUACACCUGGAAGAUGACGAUCCCAGAGAAGGUGGAGAUGGAGAAGUCCGUGAUGAGUAUGCACGGCCGUGAUUGGAUGAUGAAUGUAGGCCCACCAUCCCCAUGUUGCACUAGUACAAGAAGUACUGCUACUACUUCUAGACCACCCCUCAAGACCCUUCAACUCUUCCCUACCACUGCCGCUAAUCUCAAAGAAGAAUCCACGCCCUCCUACAAUGCUCCCUCUUCCUCUAGCCUCACAGACAAUUACUAAAAACCCUACUACUACUAUCUCCUACUACUGCAUCUCUCUCUCUCUCUCUCUCUCUCUCUCUCUCUCUCUCUCUCUCUCUCUCUCUCUCUUGUUGGGUGUCUUGGUUUCUGCUAUGUGUUUUCUGUGUUUUUCUUCUGUGAUGUGAAAGAUCUCAAUUGUCCAAUGAGUGGUAAUCGGGUUCUGGGUCCUAUAGUAUCUUAACCUCUCGACUCAAACAACCUACUACUAUUUAUUUGCACAACAGUACAAUAUUGCAUGCAGCGUUGUAUUUCUUUGUUUUCAAGUCUCAGCUUGUCUGUUGUGUGUAGCUUAAAGCUGACAUAUUGCACACCCAGUACUUGAACUGAUUACUACAUGUUGUAUAUCUAGUCAUGUAGAAGUCAGCUUUUUAUCAGUGUUAUUUGGUCUUGGACCUUUCGAACAA